This is a messenger RNA of Diaporthe amygdali, 1101 nucleotides long. RefSeq names its product cetylhydrolase. The transcript has a single exon. Lineage: Eukaryota; Fungi; Ascomycota; Sordariomycetes; Diaporthales; Diaporthaceae. Bases 1 to 1101 code for a protein of 366 amino acids. The record is from RefSeq and is a predicted model, not a curated record.
AUGGCUGAAGCAGAAUCCUCGGCCGCUGCCAGCAAGCAUGCUUCGACCAGCACUUCCCUCAACCAACUAGAUCCCAAUUACAUACUGCACCUGGCUCAUGCACACAGCAAAACCAAGGAUAGGACCCUGACAACGGCCAAAAAACAUCUACAGGAUAUUGAAGCAAAAGCGAGACCAGUCAGGGUCGCCUUGCUGGGGGCCUCCAUGAUCGAGAGGAUGACAACAACAGGCCGUUGCGAGAGCUUUGACCCCUGGCCCUCAGAGACCAUGUUACCUGAGACAUCCUUGAGGGCUCUAAAUGAGGAAAGAGAAAACCUGGACGAGAUGCCCAUCUCCCGAAAAGAAGGGGUUGCAAACUUCGGUUGCGGUGGCGACAAGAUCGAGAAUGUGCUUUACCGCCUCGUUGGAGAUGACUCCCAAAACCUCAAAGGACUCGUCCAUGAGCUCAGUCCUGCCAAGGGAGGCAAUGCAAUUCAACGAAAGCCGAAGCUGUGGGUCGUCCAAGCUGGGACGAACAAUCUUCACUCUAAGAAGGGUCUUACAGACGCCAGCUUAUUCUCACUGGAAAUUCUGCUUCGGGUUCUGCACCAAGAGAGCCCUGAAGGAUCCAAAUUCCUACUGACAGGGCUAUUCUAUCGCACGGAUAUCCGCACAGAAUUGGUCGACAAGGCAAACGUGAGCUUGCGACACAUUGUCGUCAAACUCGAGCAAGAGGUUUCGGGCGGUCAACAGUCAACGGAGCAAAGUCACGGAGCAUCACAUCGUGCGUCGGAAACCACUACUCCAGCAGAAAUGCUGCCUUCCGACCACCAUGAAAGAGGACCGCCACCCCCUUGGGACCGCGCCGAUGGAACUUUCAGGUUCCUGCCCGCCCCAGGGAUAGAUGACUUUGACGCCUUUUUCGAAGAUCAUGUUCACUUGAAUGAGAAAGGAUAUCGAAAGUGGAUGGAUACACUCCUGCCAAAGGUGGACGAGAUGCUGAGACCGGCACCACCACCGGACGAUCCCAAACCCAAGAACGCUCGGGUCAGCGAGAACAAUGACGUCCAUACAUUCAACAAUUUCGAUCCUGUGACGCCAGCAGUGCCCAGCCCCCAUUAG